Molecule: messenger RNA, 339 nt
Organism: Mesorhabditis spiculigera
Lineage: Eukaryota; Metazoa; Nematoda; Chromadorea; Rhabditida; Rhabditidae
Source: the annotation of a GenBank genome assembly
AUGACCGCAGUCAAGUCGGCUAACAAGGAGCAGGCUCGUGCAUCUGUGCUCCAAGUAUACAAAGAAUUGCAGCGCCUGACGCCCAACUUUUGGUGGGAUUUCGAGAUGACUGACAUGCCGUUGCCUGUCUUCCGCGCGGUGCUCAAGCAGCAGUUUGUCAAGAAUGCCCAUAUCCAAGAUGUCCGCAUCGUCGAUCGGCUUGUAGGCGAGGCCCAUCAGCACAUCUACUCCAUUCGAUACGCCUUCUACAACCCUGACCACGUGCGCAACUACCUAUUCCGCGAAAACGUCGAGCCCAAGCCGAAAGACUUCCUUAGCAAAUUCCUCAUUGGAAAGGAU